AUGGAGACCGUCAAGAACGCCGCUCAGUACGUCAGUGAGACCGUCCAAGGCACUGGUGCCGAAGCCUCCAAGGAGGGCAACAAGCAGGUUGCCAAGGACAACGAUGCCAACAUCAGCACUCGCGCCUCCGCCGCCAAGGAUGCUCUGGUCGACAAGAAGGACGAAGUGUCCCACGACACCAAGGCCGAUGUCAACAAGGAGAAGGCUAAGAACUAA
Penicillium waksmanii is the source of this 216-nucleotide messenger RNA. RefSeq lists its product as uncharacterized. NCBI's taxonomy places the organism in Eukaryota, Fungi, Ascomycota, Eurotiomycetes, Eurotiales, Aspergillaceae. The transcript has 3 exons. The coding region runs from base 1 to 216 and encodes 71 amino acids. The record is from RefSeq and is a predicted model, not a curated record.